CUUUCCUGUCCUGCUCUUUUGUACAUGCUCUUUUGUACAUACUCAGCAGUCAAUAUGACUGGGUCUCAGUCCAACCCCGAAACAACAAUUACCCCCUCUUUGCUAGGACUCCCACCAGAGAUGAGGGUCAUGAUAUACAAAGAACUACUUCAAAUCGGUCAAACACAUACCACGUUCGAAGUACCUGUUCCGUGGAUUGAAUCAAAAGAAGCAGAUCCAGCUCGGCCGAAGGAAAAAGAAUCGAUCCUAGCUCUAGCUCAACAUAGCGAGGAAAACGAAGCAACCCCAGCUCCGCUCUCCAGAAUAACGCUCCUAGCAAAAUCGAUCCCAUGCUCUAUCGUAGCUACUUGUAAACAAAUCCACUCUGAAGCCCAACCCAUACUCCAGCGAAGUCAAACCGACAUCCUCAACCAACAGCCCAGGCUCAUCCUGGAUCUAGAAACCCUUGGAAGGUUCUGUGCGCCCUUAUCUUCACCGAGCGACGAAAUCCUCCGGGCUCUGCUUGGGUGGUCGCCAAAUGGCGAAGUAUUCCGGGACCUGGUUGGUUGGUUUACAGAGGUGAACAAAAACCCAAGCUAUGGUCUAGGGUUCAGCGACUAUCUGGAGAACAAUGGUUUCGCUUCUCGCGAGCCCAUAUCAGCCUGGCCGCCGAGAAUACGCCUAGGAAUCUCGCGGUUCACUGAGCAGGCGAAAAAAGCGCUCAUCCACCAAUGGAAUCAAGUUCAACAAUUUCCUGUAAUAACGCCAAGCCCCCGAACUGGCCUCGAAAUCGGGAUAGUGUUCCCCGAAGAUUGGGAGAGCCUUCGGUUUGGGAGGGAUGGACUGCCGUUACGGCUACGGCUUGUGGUACCCUCGCUGCCAGUUCCUGAGGGAGGUGGGUCCAAGAAAGAAUGGUGCAGUGCACUUCUCAUGGGGGUUAUUCUGGGCGAAGCUGCGUUUGGGAGUCGAGAAGAUCGCGUGAGGUUGGGGCCUAUGAGGGUCGGGAAUCCUGUAGGGAAGAGGGAGUGGUAUAGAGAGUGGCAAGAGGGAAAGUUGUUGGGGAAAGCGCCCUAGGUUGAAACUAGGCAAUGUAUUCGCGUUAUUUGAGCAUUUUGAGCUCAUGUGGACGAAACGAGGUUAAUGUAUCUUGGUAGUGUGAAGAUAGCUUCGGCCGUAUAAGAUAGAAGGAGAAGAGUUGGAAUACCCUUGCUAGAAGUUGGAGCAAGGCAAUUGGUUUCUCUGAGGAUGCCUUCCCUUGUAC
This is a messenger RNA of Lindgomyces ingoldianus, 1240 nucleotides long. RefSeq lists its product as uncharacterized. The transcript has 2 exons. The record is from RefSeq and is a predicted model, not a curated record. The coding region runs from base 55 to 1053 and encodes 332 amino acids. Lineage: Eukaryota; Fungi; Ascomycota; Dothideomycetes; Pleosporales; Lindgomycetaceae.